AUGUCUAUGGUGAAGAUGUGCCAAGUCAUAUUUGAGCGCCUUAACACGCUAGACUUUGGAAUGGAGCCGGACGCCGAUAUGGAUCAUCGAAAUGAAUCCGAAACUUCUAACCUCAUUAUGGUCGGACCUGCCGUCAAUGGGGCGCCGAUAGGUACUUCAAGGUUAUUAGGAGAUCCAUCACAAGCUGUCUCGGAAAGACUGCAAGACACGCAACCGGAGGUCAAUGGCGAGCAAUUGGAAUCUUCUAAGACCCUUGAUGGUGAGAGACCGGCUGCGUCAGAUGUGCAACGUACAACACACUCACCUGAGGACGCAAAUACGGACAAGAAAGGGGAUGAAGGUCACUUGAUCGGACUUACCCCUGGAACAGCCCCUGACAACUCUAUACCAAUAGCUCAGAACACCACUAAGCCCGAGAGAAAAUCUGAGGCAAGCUCUGAGCUUUCCAACGCAAUCAAGCCUUAUUCUUUACAAUCUAUUCGUGAACUUUUUCGCGUUUUGAUUGAUUUGCUUCGCCCUCAGAAUAAGGAGCACAAUGAUGCCCUCCGAGUCAUGGCUCUUCGGAUCAUUGAUGUUGCACUCGAAGUCGCCGGACCUUCAAUAGCUAAACAUCCAAGCCUUGCGACUCUAGCAAAGGAUGAUCUGUGUCGCUAUCUGUUCCAAUUAAUUCGCACCGACAGUACUCAGCUUCUGAAUGAAUCGUUGCGCGUUGCCGGGACGCUGAUUACUACUUGCAGAGAAGUCCUGAAACUUCAGCAAGAGCUUUUCUUGUCAUAUCUAGUCGAGUGCCUUCACCCACAAGUCGAGAUACCCGAUGAACCGGGAAUUGAUCCUGAGCUUUAUGAAGGGGUUCCUAAAACCCCAAAAUUAGUCAGACCGGCCGCUUCACAGGCCCCGAGUGGACGAUCAACUCCUGUGCCGGUCAAAGAGCGCCAUCAAUUGGGUAUGGAUGGCACAACGAGGAAGCCCGAUGCAAGAGAAGCAAUGAUAGAAAGUAUAGGUGCCUUGUCCCGAAUACCAGGCUACCUUGUCGAAUUAUUCAUUAAUUACGACUGCGAGGUUGAUCGCAAUGACUUGUGUGAAGAUCUGAUAGGUCUCCUUUCCCGCAAUGCAUUUCCAGACUCAGCUACUUGGAGCACAACGAGUGUCCCACCUCUUUCCCUUGAUUCUCUCUUGACUUACAUACAGUUUAUUGCAGAGCGACUUGAUGAUGAACCAAAUUUGGAAGGUUAUCCGGAUAUAAAACGUCUGCGAGAACAGCGUGCUCGAAAAAAAAUUGUUAUCAAGGGCGCUACACGAUUUAACGCAGAUCCACGAGAUGGCAUUGCUUUUCUUGCCGCGAAUGAAAUAAUAGACAAUCCAAAUAAUCCUCAAUCCGUUGCUGGAUUUCUCAAAAGUACGACGCGAAUAGCCAAAAAGAAAUUGGGUGAAUAUCUCUCCAAACGAGAUCAGGAGCCAUUACUAAGGGCCUUUUUGGACCUCUUUGAUUUUACGGGGAAGAGAGUGGACGAAGCCCUACGAGAUCUUUUGAACUCCUUUCGCUUACCUGGUGAAUCCCAGCUGAUUGAAAGGAUCGUCACUGUUUUCAGCCAGCAAUAUUGUGGAAGCGGCACCAUUGAGGGUAUUGCAAACGAGGAUGCUGUAUUCACUCUCACUUAUUCGAUUAUCAUGCUGAACACUGAUCAACACAAUCCAAACCUCAAGAAGGAGAAGCGUAUGACUCCCCGAGACUUUGCAAAAAAUCUACGAGGUGUUAAUGGAGGGAGCGACUUUGAUCCCGAAUACCUUGAAGAAAUCUACAAAUCAAUCAAGACAAACGAGAUCAUCCUGCCAGACGAGCACAACAAUGAUAAAGCUUUCCAUUACACUUGGGAGGGAUUGCUUCUCAAAGCUCAAAACGCUGGUGCUUUGACUAUCUGCAAUACCAACGUAUUUGACUCUAGCAUGUUUCAAGCAACAUGGAGGCCAAUCAUCGCAACGCUGUCAUAUGUCUUCAUGUCCGCUUCAGAUGACGCAGUCUUCUCUCGGGUCAUUCUAGGCUUCGACCAAUGUGCCCAGAUAAGCGCCAAAUACGGUCUCACAGAGACACUCGAUCGCAUUAUCUUCUGCCUGAGCUCUAUGUCUUCACUGUCGUCUGGAAUAGCCGCUAGUACAUCACUAAACACAGAAGUCCAGGUCGAGAAGAGGAGUGUCAUGGUUAGCGAGUUAGCAGUCAAAUUUGGCCGGGAUUAUAAGGCUCAGUUAGCAUGCGCUAUCCUCUUUCGGCUUAUUCCUAAUAAGGAGCAUGUCAUCAAGCAUGGCUGGAAACAGGUAAAGCCUACGAGUAACGCGAGUGGACAGAUCGUGCACGUCUGGCUUAAUCUUUUCGCCAAUUCGCUUUUGCCCUCAAACUUUCUCGACUCUGAAGAGCUACUUGACAUAUCACCUAUAUCCCUUCAAUCACCGAAUAAUGUUAUAGAUAGGGAACAACGUAACGAGAGCGGGCUGUUGUCUUCCUUCACGUCCUAUCUUUCCAGCUAUGCUGCCGAUGAUCCUCCAGAGCCAUCCGAAGAAGAGGUCGAAAGCACACUCUGUACAGUUGACUGCUUAGCAUCGUGCCCUAUGCAGAGAAUUUUCUCGAAGACUCUUUCCAUGCCUCCCGAGAUCAGGCAGAACCUUGUGUUGGCUUUACUGAAGCAUCUUCCCGAGCCAUCUUCGCCAGUGGUUCUGAUGGCGCGCCAGGAUCAAGCAAGACCUACCCCUAUAAGAACUAACGGUAGCCGGAAGAUAGUUGCUGGCCAAGUUUACAAUCCCUCAAUAGCCUUUAUCCUCGAACUCUCCACCAUUCUCGCAAGCCAAGAUAGAGGUUCGAUGGCUCUUAUCGGAGAGCCCGUGGCCGACGCAAUUCAGAAUGUUGUCCGAGAAGCUAGCAAUAUCCACCCACUCGUUAUCUCACGAGCAGUCUAUUAUUUGCUAUAUCUUAUGAACGCGAAUCAGGAGUUGUGUGACCAAUCUUUAGUGAAAACGCCGGUGGUGCUGCAUACAAUCUCCAGGUUCGACCACUCACUUCUAGAGGCGGUGUCGGAGCUACUUUUGCGAGGGUUAGGACAUUGCUUGCAGAGUCGUACGUCGUUGAGAAACGAGAUUAUCAACACUCCAGAUUUCUGGCUCAUCCUGAGUAAUCUGCACACCAUUCAAGAGUCCGCGCCUGCUGUUCUCGAGAUUGUUGAGAAUAUCGUGGCGUCAGAUCCUACGCUUGUGACCGCAGAUAAUUACGUGGCUACUGUCUCCUUGCUGGACAACUUUGCUACAGCAGGCAGCAUUGGUGCUGCAUUCGAGCAGCAAGCUUCGAGAAAGCCUCCAAACUCGCGCGACCGACGGACUCAACGUCCAGCAGACCCUAUUUCCAAGUCACCUGAUCCCCGUGAAAAGGAGGUGGUACUUCGCGGCUACAGAGCCGUUGUACUAAUAUCCCAACUGAUCCAAAGAGUCCCAACUCUUAUCAAGCAAUCUCAAUUGGAUCGCGAAAAGGCUUGGAUGACAUACUGGUCCCAGAUAUUUCAAAAGCUACAGACGCAAUGCCUAAACCCUUGUCGCAAGAUACGCCGACAAGCAUAUUCCGCCCUGCAAACCGCCCUUCUUUCUCCCAGCCUAUGCCCAUCCAUUGACGAGGAAUGGGAUUUCAUAUUCCAAGUAGUUCUCUUUGGCCUCAUAUCGCGCUUGCUGAAGCCUGAAGUCUACCAGACUGAUCCAAUAGGAAUGAAUGAGACAAGACUUCAGGCCGCCAACCUUCUCGGCCGCACUUUCCUACACCAUCUCCCUUCCGUGGCUGAGAGGGACGAUAUGCUUCAGCUGUGGCUUCGUAUCUUAGACACAAUGGACCGGCUCAUGCAUAGCGGUCAGGGAGAUAAUCUUGAAGAGGCUAUACCAGAGAGUCUAAAGAAUAUUCUACUGGUGAUGGCUGGUAGUGAGAUUCUCACACCUCCUGAACCCAAGGAGCAGCCUUCUGAGUUGUGGAUCGAGACUAAGAAUAGGGUCGAUAGGUUUCUGCCUAAUUUGAUGGACGAAUUGUUUCCUCGUAACGAUAUAGACAAGGAUGUGAACAGUGUUGAGACUACGGCUGGGGAGUUGGGAGAAUCUCAGGACACCCAGGGAGAUCAAGCGGCUGAGGGGCCCGAAGAGUCAGCACAGACAGCCUCAAGUGCUCAUGCUAGACAGCCAACUGUAGAGUCAAGCUCAGAUGAAGAUGAAUAA
Messenger RNA from Bacidia gigantensis, 4233 nucleotides. RefSeq lists its product as uncharacterized. The transcript has 3 exons. The coding region runs from base 1 to 4233 and encodes 1410 amino acids. Gene Ontology annotation, biological process: regulation of ARF protein signal transduction. Lineage: Eukaryota; Fungi; Ascomycota; Lecanoromycetes; Lecanorales; Ramalinaceae. The record is from RefSeq and is a predicted model, not a curated record. Gene Ontology annotation, molecular function: guanyl-nucleotide exchange factor activity.